AUGACCAAGUCCAAAGCUGCGAAGCGCAAGCGUAAUGCGCAGAUCGACCUUCCACAAAAACAGCCCAAGGCCGGUGUACUUACGCCUCCUCCUGAUGGCGAGCCCAAGCACCUCCGGACGCUCGUUGCGGACGAGGAACUUGACAUUACCAUCGAGACACUGACAGCGCUCGCACAAUACCCCGGCCUGACCAAGUCCAAAGCAUGCAAGGACCUCCGAGUUGCAGUCUAUGACUUUCGUCAGGCCUGCACGACAGGGUUGAAUACUGCUGAGGGCGCCAAUUUGACAGCUCGAAUCACCGGUGCUCUGGCAGACGAGAAGUAUACUGACGCCAAAGUCCUGCUCGCUGAAAUGAGAAUCCGGGGUGAGCAACCGAAGAUCGGAGCCUUGUGUCGAUGGGUGCGAGACUUGGACGUUGUCAGCGGCCUUUCGACGCAGCCCGCGUUUGAUCGCAAAGAAAAGAACACUCAACUCCUUUCGGUCCUCGAUGCCAUCCUUCGCGUCAGCACUCCGAUCGACACCAGUCCGACCGCCGUCACCUCCACAUCAACGUCUUCCAUCGCCUUCCAGUCUAUCUGGGAUCUCCGCCCCUCGACGGCACCGCUGGAGGUCUACGCGUCAGUCCUCGACAGGUCAAUUUUAGAAGAGGCACCGAAAGAUCCCUCGGCCAUCCGUAUUCUAGAAAAGACCCCUGCCUCUCUACGCAAACCUCCGAACCACCAUGACGCGAUUCUGUACACCACCGCCCCAAAUGCCGUUCCGUUAUCCCCUGUCAGCCCGUCCAUCACAUACCACCCACAUCCUGCCGUCCCAGGCCUUGGCCUCGCUAUGAAUGUCCUCUCCCCGACCGAGUGCAGGGCAAUCAUUGCCGCCGGCGAAUCCGUCAAUUUCCUACCCGAUGCUCCCCUUCGCGAAGAUGGAGAUAUUAGCAUCCUCGCCCACAACUUCUACUGGGUCAUUGAUACCGCCUUCCAUGAUAUUCUUUGGGCACGCAUCUCCCCUUACGUUCCGCCUUCGAUCAACGGGCGGAUGGUUCGAGGCAUCAACCGGCGUUUCCGCGUCUACCGAUACGUCCCUGGUGCCGAGUACCGGUGCCACAUCGACGGAGCCUGGCCGCCUUCUGGCAUCCUCCCUGAUGGUACUUAUGUAUACGACUCCUCCCCAAAAGAAAAGAAGCAGAGUUCCAUGUAUACCUUCUUACUCUAUUUGAAUGAUGAAUUCGAGGGCGGAGAGACGACAUUCUUCAUGCCGGCCGCUCGAGAGGGCAUACUCAAUGCAUACCCGGUGCGACCGGUGAUGGGAGCUGUUGCGAUCUUUCCGCACGGAGAGGCGAACGGGGCUUUGCUCCAUGAAGGGACUGGAGUUCGAGCAGGCGCAAAAUAUAUCAUCCGGACGGACGUAGAGUACGACGUCGAUCCUAGUAAUUAA
Messenger RNA from Penicillium maclennaniae, 1428 nucleotides. Its product is annotated as prolyl hydroxylase family protein. Bases 1 to 1428 code for a protein of 475 amino acids. NCBI's taxonomy places the organism in Eukaryota, Fungi, Ascomycota, Eurotiomycetes, Eurotiales, Aspergillaceae. Gene Ontology annotation, biological process: peptidyl-proline hydroxylation to 4-hydroxy-L-proline. Gene Ontology annotation, cellular component: endoplasmic reticulum. Gene Ontology annotation, molecular function: iron ion binding; procollagen-proline 4-dioxygenase activity; L-ascorbic acid binding. The record is from RefSeq and is a predicted model, not a curated record. The transcript is spliced from 2 exons.